CAGUACCCCAAACUCCUGAGCAAAUUGCGGCCGAAGAGUACCGGGAACGAAUCAAAAACAUCGUCUGGCCGACCCGCCUGAAGCGAAAACUCAGUCGUACCGCGACUUUUUCAUAGCGCGCUUCGUCCUGAACAGAAUGGGGCCUGCAAGGAGCCCCCCCGGUCUGGGGGUCGCCCUUUUAUCGGCCACCCUUUUAGUUGCUCUGGCAAAUGGAGAGACGCUCACGCCCCCCUAUUUCAAUCUAGCCGAGGGCAAAAAUAUCACAGCUACAGCUACAUGCGGCGUGGACACUGAAGGUCCGGAGCUGUUCUGCAAAUUGAUUGGCAGCAAUUCGGACAGCGAGCCCAGCGCUAAUGUGAUUCAAGGACAGUAUUGUGACUAUUGUGAUCCAAACACACCUGGAAGAUACCAUCCACCUGAGCAUGCAGUGGACGGCAAAGAGACCUGGUGGCAAAGUCCGCCCCUUUCAAGAGGCAUGAAAUACCAGGAAGUGAAUCUGACCAUCGAUCUGGGACAGGAAUUCCACGUGGCCUACGUUUACAUCUACAUGGCAAACUCGCCCCGGCCAGGACUUUGGGUGCUGGAAAAAUCCGCCGAUUAUGGCAAAACCUACACGCCCUGGCAGUACUUUUCCGACUCGCCUGCUGACUGCGAGUCAUACUUUGGAAGCGAAACGUUGCAACCGAUCACCAGGGACGAUUCCAUCAUUUGUACCACUGAGUACUCGAAGAUCGUGCCGUUGGAAGGGGGAGAAAUCCCGAUAUCUUUGCUGACCAAUCGGCCAUCGGCCUCCCACUACUUCAACUCCUCGGUGCUUCAAGAAUGGACCAGAGCCACCAACGUGAGGCUGCGCUUUUUGAGGACCAAGAACCUGCUGGGGCAUCUCAUGUCAGUGGCUCGGCAGGACCCCACCGUAACUAGAAGGUACUUCUACUCAAUAAAGGACAUCAGUAUCGGCGGCAGGUGCAUGUGCAACGGCCACGCUCAAACCUGCGAUAUUCCCGACCCGAAAGACCCGAAAAUCCUGAUGUGCAACUGCAAGCACAACACCUGCGGCGCAAAAUGCAACCAAUGCUGUCCCGGCUAUGAGCAGAAGAAAUGGCGUGUGUCCAAAUACGACGAUCCCUUCAAAUGCGAGCUCUGCAACUGUUUCCAACACUCAAACGAGUGCGAGUAUGAUCCAGAAGUGGACGCCAAACGAUUGUCCUUGGACAUCCAUGGACGGUACGAAGGAGGAGGCGUUUGCAGGAACUGCAGACACGACACUGAAGGCAUCAACUGCAACAAAUGCAAGGCGGGCUUCUACCGGCCGUAUCACAAGCACUGGAACGAAACCGAUGUGUGUCAGCGUUGCCAAUGUGUCGACUUUGCGUUCACUGGCAACUGCAUGGAAGGCUCCGGGCGCUGCGAGUGCCGCAUAGAGUUCACCCCGCCCAAUUGCGACAGCUGCAGCUUCGGCUACUACGAUUACCCCGACUGCAAGCCCUGCGACUGUUUCCUCAACGGCACCGUCAACCAGCAGUGCGCCCCGUUGGAGGGCGUCUGCCAGUGCAAGCCCAACUUUGGUGGCAGGAGCUGCAAAGAGUGCGCGCCCGGCUACUUCAACUUCCCCGAAUGCAAACCCUGCGGCUGCGACUCAGUUGGUUCAGAAUCGCAGUCUUGCGACCAGGAGUCGGGAAAUUGCACCUGCAAAGUUAUGCACUCUGGAGCCAAGUGCGAUCAGUGCCAAGACGGGUACUUUGAGUACCCCAAAUGCAACUACUGCAACUGCGACAUCAAGGGCACCAAGGACGGGAUUUGCGACAAAGGGACUGGGGAGUGCAUCUGCAAGGAGGGCUAUGGGGGCGAGAGGUGCGACGUGUGUAUAUUGGGAUUCUACGGCUAUCCCGACUGUAAACCGUGCAACUGCAGCAAAAUCGGCUCAUACAGCACCACCUGCAGCGUAUCGGGAAAAUGCGAGUGCUUGGGCAGUUUUGCAGGACGAACAUGCGACCAGUGCAGUCCCGGCUUCUACAACUAUCCGGAGUGCAAGUCGUGCCAGUGCGACUAUCAUGGCUCGAAUGGCGUGUCCUGCGACCGGGAGGGAACGUGCGAGUGCCACAACAAUUUUGCAGGCCAGCAGUGCGAUCAGUGCAAGGAGGGCUUUUACAACUUUCCCGUCUGUGAAGACUGCAAUUGUCAUCCUGCGGGAGUGGUGGCUGGAUUCGCGGGCUGCGGAUCGGUGCCAGCAGGGGAACUGUGCGAGUGCAAGGAGCGAGUGCAGGGACGCAUCUGCAAUGAGUGCAGGCCGCUCUUUUGGAACUUGAACGCAAACAAUCCCCACGGUUGCGAAGAGUGCAACUGCAGCAGGGCCGGCGUUUUGGGAGGAAUCGCUGUCUGCGACUCUGAUGAUGGUCAGUGCAUUUGCAAGCCGUCGGUGGUGGCUCGGGGGUGUUCUGAAUGCGCCGAUGGCACCUACAAUCUGCAGAACGAUAAUCUGUUCGGGUGCACUGAUUGCGACUGCGAUGUGGGCGGCUCCAUCAGCAGCGUGUGCAACAAGCAAACCGGCGAAUGCAACUGCCAGUCGCGAGUGACUGGCAGGACUUGCAAAGAACCGCUGCAGGCUCAUUACUUCCCCACCCUCUACCAGUACCAGUACGAAGUGGAGGAUGGCCACACAUUGGAGAACAUGCGAGUGCGCUACAAGAACGACGAGAACGUCUUCCGAAACUACUCAUGGAAGGGCUAUGCGGUCUUCUCCUCCAACCUGCAAAGGGAGGUGAUCCAGGACAUCAGCAUAUCCAAGCCGUCGCUCUACCGCAUGGUUCUGAGGUUUGUCAACCCCAAUCCCUACACGGUGAUCGGGAUUGUUAAGGUCACGCCCGAUAAUUCCAACGACAACGAGCAGUACUUGAAGGUGCAAUUUAAGAACUCAUCCCAGCCAGUUUUCACGGUGGUUUCAGGGGACAGUGGCAACAUCGCCUCACCAAUGGUACUGAAUCCGGGCCGAUGGAGCGUCAGCAUUACCAUCAAUGAUACCAUUUUAUUGGAUUACUUUGUGCUAUUGCCCGAAGACUUCUACUUGGCCACUGUGUUGAACCAGAAAGUAGAGUCGCCCUGCACUUUCAACGAAACCGGACUAUGCCGAUCGUACGGCUACCCGAACAUCACCUUCUUUGACCGAACCUUCGGAGUUGGAGGAUACUUUUCGCAGGAGAAAACCACUCGGCCUUUGACUGAGUUUUACUCCAAUACCCAGCACCUACACGCCAUCGAUAUCUACAACCGCGUUCCGAUGCUCAACAUCGACCAGCAGGAGAUUUCCUUCAACCUCACUGUUUCCAAGCCUGGACAGUACGUGAUGCUGAUCAACUAUAUCACGCCACUGGACGACCUGCGUACUCAUAAAGUAGGCGUGGUGGCUCAUACCAGUUUUGGGGAGGUUGGGGGCAGUGUUAUUCUCUACUCCUGUCCAUACACCGCCUCCUGUCGACAAGUGGUGACCAAUGAGGAGGCUGGAGUGGGGGUUUUCACAGUCGAUGCCAAUUCGCUGAUCGUCGACUUGAAGAGUAACUCGAGCAACGUGGGUAUUCAUUCCAUCUACUUGAUCCCGUUUAACGACUGGUCGUUGGAUUAUAUCAAGCCAAAGCCGGUCUGCAUCAGGAAGAACGGCGAGUGCAUCGCGUCGUCCUUUAGAAACCCGCCGGAAACGAAGAAGAUCCAAUUCGAGCAGGAUCUGGAAGGAUCGGCAGCCAUCAAUAAGCCCUCGGUUGUUUUGAUCAACAACAGCAGCUUCGUCUGGCUGAACAAGCGCUACGCCACCAUCGAUAUGCGCGGAAAAGUGCCCGAUCCUGGAUACUACACUUUUGUGCUGCAUUAUUACCAACCAGACUAUCCAGUUUUCGACUUGGAGGUGAUCAUCCAAAAUGGGAAGUUCUACGAAGCCAAAGUCCCCGUGCAACACUGCCCCACUCUGUCCGGCUGCAGGUCGCUGAUUCUCGAAGGAAACAACAACAAGUUUGAUCUUCUGGAGAAUUUCAUGAUCACCUUCAAGCAGCCGGAGGGCAAAAAUGUCUAUUUGGACUAUCUGCUGGUGAUUCCGGCCGAUCUCUACAGCGAAGGCCAUCUGGAGGAGGAGGCUCUGGACCGAACCGGCGAAUUCAUUUCCACUUGCGGCAGCAAUAACUUCAACAUCGACACCAGCCAGAAAGGCUUUUGCAGGGACUCAGUUUUUUCGAUAACAGCCGCCCACAAUACUGGCGCGCUUCCGUGCCAAUGCGACUAUGCAGGAUCGGUGAGUUUCGAGUGCGAAAAGUUCGGCGGCCAGUGCAAGUGCAAGGACAACAUCAUUGGGCGACAAUGCACCGCCUGCCGGACCGGCUACUACGGAUUUCCAGAGUGUCGGCCGUGCAAUUGCCCCAGCACGGCCUACUGUGAGCCACAAACCGGGCAGUGCAUUUGUCCGCCGCAUGUGACUGGCGAGAAAUGCGACCAAUGCGCGCCGCUGACCUUCGGUUACGACUCGCUGAUUGGUUGCCAGCCGUGUGGAUGCAACCCGCUGGGCAUCAAUGGCACCAUGCAGUGCGACCUGCUGAACGGCGCCUGUCCGUGCAAGGAGAGCGUCCAUGGGAGAACCUGCGACAGUUGCCAGGCCGGAUUUUACGCGUUUCCUUACUGCGAGUCCUGCGACUGCAACCAAAAUGGCACCGACAGCGACAUUUGCGACAAAGCCACUGCUGAGUGCUUUUGCAAGGCCAAUGUGGUGGGCCUGCAUUGCGACAGCUGCAGGGAGGGAUCGUUUAACCUCCAGCCCUCCAAUCCGGACGGUUGCACCAAAUGCUACUGUUCGGGCAAAGCCACCAAAUGCUACAGUGCCGGAUUCUUUAAUGCUCCCAUCUACAACCUGGCUGAUUGGGAUCUGGUUGCUAUCGAGAUUGCAGACGACACAUUGGACGUCAGUGAUCUGGCAGCUGACUUGGAAGGCGCUACAGGCAACGAAUUGGAGGCGGACCUAACGGAAGUGAACGAAACCACGACCGCCUACUUCUCGGCUCCGCCCUCCUAUUUGGGAAGAAAGCUGGCUUCGUAUGGCGGCCUGUUGCAGUAUCGCAUCUUUUACAGCAUAGGGACGAACGGUUCGGCUAUUAGUGCUCCCGAUGUUAUUCUGCACGGCGCCAACACUUUCCUCACCUACUCCAGCUUCGAGCAGCCUCCUCCAUCGGAGGAAUACAGGAGCGAAGUGGCGCUGACCGAGGCAAUUUUUGAUACUCCUUCAAGAGAGCCGGCCAGACGCGACCAUAUCAUGGAAGUGCUGAAAGACCUCAGAGGCGUCUACAUUAGAGCCAGCUAUUGGACCAAAGGAGACACUGUUAAGCUAAUGGACAUUACAAUGGACGAGGGCGUUUCACGAGCCGCCUACGGCGCGCGGUUUCCUCAAGACCGCAACCCUGUCCCUCUUCCUUCAGUGGAACAGUGCUCGUGCGAAUUGAGCUAUCAAGGAUUGUCGUGCGAAGACUGCUCGCCUGGGUACUACCGGGUGAAGACCGAGGGGACCCAUGGGGGGGCUUGUGUGCCAUGCGACUGUAACGGGCACGCCACUGAGUGCGACGUUAAUACGGGGGUUUGUUUGAACUGUCAGCAUAAUACACAGGGCGACCACUGCGAGUCCUGCAAUGUCGGUUAUCACGGCGAUGCUCGAUCCGGAACUCCAAACGACUGCUUAAUUUGCGCCUGUCCUCUGCCCAUUGCGAGUAACAAUUUCGCCACUGGAUGCGAUGUCAGCUCGGAUGGCGAGCACAUUAGCUGCGAGUGUACUGAAGGCUACAUUGGGGCCAGAUGCGAGUCCUGCGCCCCUGGAUUUUACGGUCUGCCCGAAGUGCAAGGCGACUACUGCAAGCCCUGCCAAUGCUCCGGGAACAUCAACUCGUCCGAUCCAGGCUCAUGCCAGUCCACCAAUGGAAAAUGUAUUCGUUGUCUCAACAACACGUUUGGGGAGGCGUGCGCCCUCUGCAAGCCUUUCUACUAUGGGGACGCCGUCAAUCUGAAGGACUGCCAGCCCUGCCUGUGCGACAAAGAAGGCACUGAAAGGUGCAACCACGCCACUGGCCAGUGCGUUUGCAAGCCGAAUGUGAUUGGCGAGAAAUGCGACCGUUGCCUGAACGAACACUACGGCUUCCAGUCCGGAGUAGGGUGCACAAAGUGCGACUGUGCCGAAGCCUCAGAGAGUCGUGAAUGUGACGAUUUCACUGGAAGCUGCAAGUGCAAAGAGGGCGUAACCGGCCGGGCUUGCGAUCGGUGCAUUGCCGGCUUUUGGAACUACACCGAAGAGGGCUGCGUGUCUUGCGGUUGCAAGGGCGAGUAUUCGAUCGGGUUGGGCUGCAACUCGCAGACUGGCCAAUGCGAGUGCAUGCCCGGUGUGGUGGGGGAAAAGUGCGACCAGUGCCCGCACCGAUGGGUCUUUGUGCCCGACUUUGGGUGCCAUCAGUGCGACGAAUGCCAUCACGCCCUUUUGGAUGAUACCGACGCUUUGGCCGCCCUUAUCGACCCCAUUAUUAUCGAAUUCGAUUCCACCCAAUCGGGGUACUUUACCAGAAGGAAGCUGGAUAGCAUGCGUGAGCAUCUGGAUAGGCUCAGACCAAAGUUCGACGAAGUCGACCCCAGACAGGUGAAUCUCACUGGACUUAUACAAGAAUUGGAGAGCUUGGAACAGGACUCGAAGAACCUAAACCGCAAAUCGAACUUUUCGCUUCAAAACAGCGAGGAGCGUCGCGUCGAAUCGCUGGCCCUCAAAGACCGUGCCGAAGAAGUGUUGGACAGUGCAAGCAAAGCGGAAGAAGAAUGCUCACGAGUGGUGGAAGACAUUGACCGAAUCGCUGGGCAGCUGAACAAAGAAGCUGCAAAUGAAGUGGAAGAGGCGCUACAGAAGGGCACCGAGCUGCUGAAUGCCAUCAAGAUCUACAAUCUGACCGAAAGGGAGCGGGAAGCGGGCAGACAAUUGGCCAAAGUGAACGAGCUGCUGAAGAACGUGACCGACUACAAGGUGCCAGUUAACAAUCUGGAAACGGAAAUCGAGGAAAUUAACGGCGGCAUCAAGGACUUCAAUGAUAAGUUGGUCGAUCUGUACAAUCACACCCAGUAUUCAUUGAACACGGCCAACGACGCCAAGAAGAUCAUCAGCAGAAGCGGAAAGGACCGGCUUAAGGGGAAUCUGGAGAACAUCGAAACUCAAAUAAGCCAAUCGAAAGUGAACAUCGACACAUCUGUGGAGCUGCUAGCGAACGCUUCGGACCUGCUGGAGCUGACCAGCCGGAAGCUGAAAGAACUGGAAAAGACUCCAGAUGAACUGGACAGGAAGAAGGACGACUUUAAGACCAGAUUUGAGAGCAAUGAAGAGGAAAUCGAAAAAAUCACCCGGCUGAAGCCGGUUGUGCAGGAACACGCUAGGGAUUUGACGCAGAAGGUGCAAAACUUGCAGAAUAUCCUUGCGGACAGUCAGCUGGACUCAAAUGAUGCUAUCAGGGCCGCCAGGGCUUACAAAGACAUCGCUGAUGCUGUUCAAAGGGCAAGAAACGCAGCAGAUAAUGCGAAAAAUGACACCGACCAUGCAGCGAACAUCCUCAGCACAGUGGAAGGAAGAACAAUGGCGGCUGAGACCAAGUCGCAAAUUGCUGUGGAUGACGCCCAUGCUCUCAGUCAAAACAUCAGCAGCGAGUUAGAGCCGGCAUUGGCGGCGGCUGUGGAGAAAUUUGCACCUCUCAAGGAGAACCAGACAAAGAACGACGCCAUCCUGAAAGGAAUCGAGCAGAUCCUGAAGAACAUCGACCUGCCCCCAUUGGACCGUCGCUUUAAAAACGCCUCCCAAAUGGCGGACAAUGCGAUCGGAUUCACUGACACGGUGAAUCAGCGUAUUAAUAAAUCCUUCGUGGAUUUGCCGCAGGAGAAGACGAAAGCGUCCGAGUUACCGAAAGACGUGGACAAUAUCAGGCGCAAUCUGGAUCAGACGAAGAACCAACUGAACAUGGUAAAUGAGACGCUACCAGUGGUGCUGGACGACAUGGUGGAGCUGCCGGCGAAACAACAGAAGCGCAAUGAAACCUCCGACUUUAUCAAGAGCCAGAUCAACAAGCUGAGCAACCAGAUCCAGCUGGCUAGGGAUCUGGCCAAUCGCAUCAAAGUGGGCGUGAAGUUCUACUCCAACACCACCUUGGAACUGAGAAACCCCAUCAACUUGGAAGAUUCGACCACUUCGACCAAAAUUAGCGGCUACUUUAGGACUGAGAAGGAAAGCGGCCUGGUGUUCUAUUUGGGCAACCCGCCCGGCACCAAUUUGCGGAAAACUAAGACUGAUGACUACAUGGCUUUGGUGAUCCAAAACGGAUACCCAGUUCUAAAGCUGGACAUAGGAAACGGACCCGAGAAGCUGAACUCAGAUAAAUACGUGGCGGACAAUGUUUGGCGGCAGUUCAUCAUUGAAAGGGUGGGACACAACGCAAAGCUGAGCAUCCGUGAAGAAGUCCAAGGCGAGCCCGACCAGGUGACGACCAAUGAGAAAUCCCUGGACGGUCCCUACACGAUCUUCAAUCUGGACCAGAAAAAAUCUAAACUGUUCGUGGGCAGUUUUUCUGAAGACUACGAAAUUCAAAAGGACAUCGACGUCACCUCGUUUGAAGGGGAAGUGGAGGAAUUCGUCAUUGGCAACACGCCAAUUUCGCUCUGGAACUUUGUGGACGCCCACGACAAUGUAGGCACGAAAGAGCGUGACAAGUUGGUGGUUCUUCAGCCCAGCACCGGGCUGCGCUUCAACGGCCAAGGCUACGCAAUCAUCGACUCGCGAUCGCUUCAAUUGAGGGCCAAAUAUUCGAUUGUUUUGUCCUUUAAAACUUUCGCCACUGAAGGGCUGAUUUUCCUGGGUGGCAAAAACAAAACCUUCGUGGCUCUGGAGUUGCGCAGCGGCAAAGUUCUCUAUCAGUACAAUUUGGGUAGUGGGACGAAGAAGUUCGUCUCCUCCAAGAGCUACAACGAUGGCGAUUGGCACAAAAUCACAGCCAUCCGAGACGGGACAAUGGGCAAACUCACCAUCGAUACUGAUGAUGCCCCUGAUCGGACCAAUCAGAUUACUGGGAACAGUCUGGAGGCGAUCGAAACCAUCACAUUUGGAGGAUACCCGCAUGUGCACAAUUUCCCCGAUGUGACCAACAUCAAGUUUGAUGGAUGCAUCAGCAACAUCACCAUCAACAGCGAACCGGUAGACUUGAGGAACACCAUCAAGUCGUACGACGUGAUUCCCGGUUGUCCCGCCAAGUUUGCACCAAUGGUGUCGUUCAACAAAUCGCGGCCAGGCUACGUGGGCUGGGAACACCUAUCGGUGGCCAAUGACUUUAAGGUGUCCCUAAAAUUCAAAACAAACGAACCGAACGGCUUGAUUUUCUACGUAACGGAGAGCGACCAAAGCAACGGUAUUUCUCUAUCUCUGGUCGAUGGACACUUGAAGGUGCUCAGCCAGAAAACCGAGCUGGUGUCCACGGAUACCUUCAACGAUAGCGAUUGGCAUGUGGUUUCGGUCAUUCACAACAACCAGUUCUUAAGGGUGGACUUUGAUGACUACGGCAACAAAGUGACGGACAAUCCGCCGCCUUCAUUGUACAUUCUGUUCGCUCACAUGUACGUUGGAGGGCUGCCGAAGACUGUGAGGCCGCUGGCCGGCACCGUCGGCUCCGAUCGGCCCUUCCACGGUUGCAUCGCAGAUCUAACAGUGAACGGCAACGUGAAGAACUUUGCAAACACCACGGAUAAGUCGUUUGAGAUUCUGGAUAAAUGCGUUCUCGAUGUGGACUAUUUGCCAAUCGAUCCUUCGGUCCAUCAGUUGCCUUCCCUGGUGCCGUUCGAGGAGGCCACCAUACCGCCAACCACUACGCAGGUUAUUGUCACUGAAAACCCCUAUGAGCAAAGGAACGAUACCAGAGGCGAUGGCGGACUGGACUUCCAACGCAAACCUGAGGCCAGCUUGAGACGUCCUAAUUCUACCCAAAGCCUGCCGGAGCCGAAGCUGCCGGUCACAGUGAUGCCCUUCGGGACAGGCGGCAGAGCGCCACCAGUCACUCCCAAGACGAUCGAGGCAGGUUGCGCCCUUCCAUUAGAACCGGCCAUGGAAGACUUCAAGCAGAGCGGCCAACGAUUCGGCGCCAAUCCAGGCAGCCGAUUGGAGUUCAACACGCCGCGUGGCAAGUUCCGGAAGAACUUCGACUUCAGCUUGGACUUCAAGACUAGCGAGCCGGACGGCAUCAUCUUCUACGUGUCGGAUGGGAAGACCCACAAGCAGUAUGCCGCCCUCCUGCUUCAAAAUGGCUACGUGGUGUUUACCUUCAAAGGGGAGCAGCCCACUCAAUUAGUGCUCAAGUCGCAAAUGGUGUACAACGACAACGAGUGGCACGUGGUGGACUUCAGCAGAGAGGGAGCCGAAGGUAAGCUGGUGAUCGAUGGAGGCUCGCUGAGUGGCAGGCUGGCGCACAAGACGCCUUCUUUGGACCUGCGGAUUCCGUUUUACCUGGGUGGCGUACAACCCAACGACUACAACAUGGUGUCGCCCAACCUGAAUACCACCACGCAGUUCAAUGGGUGCAUCAAGAACUUCCACAUGAACAACAAGCCGCUGGAGAGCCCGAAAACGAUCGGCGUUAUUCCUUGUUCGGACAAUGUUGAGCUUGGCACUUUCUUUGGGGGCGGCUUAUCGACCUACAUGCGCCUCAAGGAGCAUUUCCUCGUAGGAAAGAUGUUCAACAUUAAGAUGCAGAUUAAGCCCAGAGUGAACACCGGAGUGUUGGUGGCUGUCCAUGGAAGGCGCGACUAUCUAGUGUUGGAAAUGACCAACGGGCAUCUGAAGCUGGCAGUGGAGAAUGGAAAGGGGCCUGUAGUGGCCACUUACAUCCCGCCAGGCAACGACAGCUACUCGCUCUGCGAUGGGCAGUGGCAUGAAAUCCAAGUGGUUAAGUCUAAGAACGUGGUCACUCUGUCCGUGGACAAUAUGUUCACCGAUCCGAAGAUCGGGUCGCCUGCGGCCGUUUCCGGCGACACUGGCAGCGCCCUAUUUCUGGGCGGGCACCGACUCCUCAAGAAGGUGAGAGGAAUCGCCUCUCGCACUCCCUUUAUCGGCUGCAUUCGGAACGUCAGCCUCAACAAUGAGCCUAUAGAUCUGUCGACGUCGCUCUUUGAAGGCAACAUAACAGUUGGCACCUGUCGCACCAAUUAGUUUUUUAGUUUUGCGCUUUUUUUGGUAUCAAACAAUAGGUUAUGAUCGUAUUUUGUGAAAAAAGUUAUAAUUUUUUUGGGUUUGAAAAUAAAUAGGUAGCUUUUUGUGGAAAAA
Molecule: messenger RNA, 11338 nt
Organism: Dendroctonus ponderosae (mountain pine beetle)
Lineage: Eukaryota; Metazoa; Arthropoda; Insecta; Coleoptera; Curculionidae
Gene: LanA
Product: laminin subunit alpha
Exons: 54
Coding region: 137-11224 (3695 amino acids)
Biological process (GO): regulation of cell adhesion; cell adhesion; regulation of cell migration
Molecular function (GO): signaling receptor binding
Source: RefSeq, a predicted model, not a curated record